AUGUAUGAGGGCUCCUCGAGAGCCGCAUGCGGGGAGAGCAAACAAUCAAUAGCCAUAUUGCAUGCCGCACUACAGUACAGAGAAGGGGAUGCCGAGAAUUAUCCUGUUACAUGGGCUACAACUCAGCUUUUGAAGACAGUCAGUGCUGCCCAACUAAACGCAGGUGCCCCAAUACUUCGUGAGCAGGCCGGUAACGUUGCUAGCGGAAUCUAUGUAGAAAAACAAGGGUUGCAGAGAUAUACAGCCAUUUCCUGUCUUCAAUCACACAGUCUUGCCAUCGCUCAUCAAUCUCGUAUUGCGCUUCUCAAUCAUACUGGCGUCUUGCAAACAACAACCCAGUUUCCGGGCAAGACCGUUACUGGAGGCGAUCCCGAAGUCAGCGUCAAGGAGUAUAUGUCGAGGAAGGGAAUCGAGAACAGGCACAUCAUAUUCCUCGACAUCGGUUUUCAGACUCCAUACAGACUCGAUACACCUCGAAGAUGA
Messenger RNA from Trichoderma reesei QM6a, 483 nucleotides. RefSeq lists its product as uncharacterized. Bases 1 to 483 code for a protein of 160 amino acids. The transcript is spliced from 3 exons. NCBI's taxonomy places the organism in Eukaryota, Fungi, Ascomycota, Sordariomycetes, Hypocreales, Hypocreaceae. The record is from RefSeq and is a predicted model, not a curated record.